GGCUCACCCACUUUUCCCUUGCUUCACCACCACCACCUUCCAGAGCCACAACCAAACAUGGCUAAUAUAUCUCUUUCCGACUCAGAUCUCUCGUCGUUAUCAUCGGCGCCUCCUUCAGAUGAAGAAUCCGCGUCCAUGGCUCUCGACGAGCCCGUGGGUAUUACCAAGUACUUCCAGAAGAAGGAGUCCGAAUCUCCGCCACCUAAACGAGCUCCCUCACCACCCCAUGAAUACGUGCUGGCAGAUAACCAGGAUAUUGCAUUCAUUGUCACGUUCCGCGCGCGUUUUAACGAUGUAUUCCCGCGAUCAACUCCGCACUUCGGACCACAAGAUAUCGAACGAGGCGUCAUGGACAUUUCCCCUGGAGAUCAUAUUGAGAGGUUGCUAUGUGCAUUGCUUGGGCUGGUGUUGAACAGGAAGAAGGACGUGGAUCGGAAUCAUUACCAGCGUCCUUUGGAAGAAGCUAUACAAACACAUGCCUCUCAGUGGCCUAAAGCUUGGCAAGGCAAGAACCCCCUUCAUGGGGGUCACAAUUUUGCAUCAAUGACACCUGAAGAACGCCUACAAUUGUUGAAGUCGUUGAUUCUCUGGUCCCUCUCCUCUUCCGAAGCCGUCCAAGCGAAACUUAAGGAAUCUUAUAAGCAAGCGCGCCACGACGACGACAUGAACCAACCGCUUUCCGUGCAACCCUGGGGACGUGAUGGACUGAAGCGUCGGUACUGGCUCAUCGAAGGCCUAGAUGAUACUCAUUUCAGGCUUUAUCGUGAAAGCAACCCUGCCUUGAAAACCGUUACAUGGUGGAGCGUGGCAGGAACCAUUCCCGAAUUAAAGGCCCUAGCGGACCGGCUGGAAGAGGAAAGAAGUACAAACUCUAAGAAGCUGAGCGAGAGGAUAAAGAAUUCUAUACCUCGCUUCGAAGGCUCAGAGGAGAAACGCAAACGUCGAGAUUAUCGUAUCGCUCGGAAAGCUGCAUUCGCUCGGCCGGAACCCGGAUUUUCCCUAUAUGAAGGUCGUACACGCGGAAAGAAGCUGAAGUACACCUAUUCUGACGACGAGGAUAUCUUUUCUGAUAGCCUCCCAUCAACUCGACGGUCAACGCGCAACACAUCUGGAUUUUCUACUCCCGCAGAGCCCACGGGACCAAUAUUUACUACAAGUGGAAGACAAAUUCGGUCUCGGGCUGGAGGCUUGUACGGGGAGAGUCUGCUUAGCGGGCAGCGCGAAGAAGCGACUCAUGGAGACGAGGAUGGCUCUGGUAGGGGACAGCGUACUCGAACUACUCGGAUGAAUGGGUAUGCUGAUUAUAACAUGGAAGAUGACGGCGAGGAAGGCUCAGAUGAAGCCCACUCCAGCGGAAACGAAUGGCAGGGUGGCGAGGAGGAGGAGGACAAUGAAUUCGAAGGCGACGACGAGGAUGAAGUCAGCGGAGACGAAUCGGUCAUAGACAGAGAAAGCCCUAGUCUUGUGGUGCAGCUAAGAUAUGGUAAAAGCAAGGCACCAGGCGACUCAAAUGGUCCUGGGGGGAAGGAAUCUGCGAUAGGAGACAGACCAGAGGGCCAACAAGAGCCGGUUUCUCAACCGGCAAGCUAUAACGAACAUACACUUACUAUCCAGCCACAACAACCUGCGGCAAACGGACUGCCAACUCCGGUACAAGAGACCCCUAUACCAAUGUCGGAUACCAAGAUUGUUUCCGUUCAAGCACCUGUUGCUAGUCUUCCUUCAGCCCCAAGGGAAGGAACACUUCCAAGUGCAAAUGGCGCUGCUACUAUUCAUACACCAACCCCGGUUCGACAACCGGACGAGACCGUCUAAUAGAGCCCAGCGUGAUAGAGCAAAAGAAGCGUGAAACGGAGGAUAUCUUAUUUUUAAACUUUAUACCAACCAGGGAGAAUGUUGUUCGAGUAUCUCUGUAUCCGAGGGCGCACAGUGGAGUCGUGUCUGUUCGUACCUUUACGGCCGUGUUCUAUGGCGAUCUGAAUCGGCACCAAAAAAAAAAGUGGUUAUUUGUCUGGAUACUUUGAUUCUCAAGUAGUUGUGGUUUUACCAAGUGCGGUUGCUGUUCGUCCAAUGUUAGGAACCCUUUAUUAAACAACAAUUAUAUUUCAGGUGAGACCAGCCUGAAUGAAUUUGAUAACCUAAGACUACCUUGAGUGCUUGGGAGU
This is a messenger RNA of Aspergillus ochraceoroseus IBT 24754, 2165 nucleotides long. RefSeq lists its product as uncharacterized. The record is from RefSeq and is a predicted model, not a curated record. Bases 58 to 1815 code for a protein of 585 amino acids. NCBI's taxonomy places the organism in Eukaryota, Fungi, Ascomycota, Eurotiomycetes, Eurotiales, Aspergillaceae. The transcript has 5 exons.